AUGGCCGGCCCCCAACGGCCUGCCUCCGGCCUGCCCACCAGGAGGACGGGUACGCGACAAGCAACACGGCGCCCGACCUCGUCAGCAACUGAGAGAAGAACAUCGUCGGCGAUACCGGCGAAAGCUUCUGCCCCCAACGCGUCUCGUCUGAAGUCACCGAGCGACACGGCCAGCAUUUCUGCGAUAAGGAAUCAGAGAGAUUAUGAGCGCGAGAUUAACGAGGACACGAGUAUUCACGUGGUUGUACGAUGCCGUGGGCGUAAUGAUCGCGAAGUCAAGGAGAACAGCGGCGUGGUAGUAUCAACCGAGGGAGCAAAGGGAAAGACUGUGGAGCUGUCAAUGGGCCCGAAUGCAGUUUCGAAUAAAGCUUACACUUUCGACAAAGUCUUCUCGGCUGCGGCUGAUCAGGUUACUGUAUACGAGGACGUUGUUCUUCCAAUUGUGAAUGAGAUGCUCGCGGGUUACAACUGUACUGUCUUCGCGUACGGGCAGACAGGAACGGGUAAGACAUACACCAUGUCAGGUGAUAUGACAGACACUCUUGGGAUACUAUCCGACAAUGCUGGUAUAAUACCACGUGUUUUGUACUCGUUGUUCCACAAGCUCGAGGACACGGAAAGCACGGUAAAAUGCUCUUUCAUUGAGCUUUACAACGAAGAGUUGCGCGACUUGCUUUCAGCCGAGGAGAACCCUAAGUUGAAGAUAUUCGAGAACGAGAAAAAAGGCACCAGCGGCAGCACACUUGUACAAGGGAUGGAGGAAACGUGGAUUGACUCGGCAUCAGCUGGUAUUAAAUUACUUCAGCUUGGCAGUCAUAAGCGCCAGGUCGCUGCGACCAAAUGCAACGACCUGAGCUCUCGAAGCCACACGAUCUUCACAAUUACGGUCUAUACCAAACGGACCACUGAGAACGGGGAUGACUACAUCAGUUCUGGAAAGCUCAACCUGGUCGACCUUGCUGGUAGUGAGAAUAUCCAGCGCAGCGGUGCUGAGAACAAGCGAGCUACGGAGGCUGGUUUGAUCAAUAAAAGCCUGCUUACUCUUGGUCGUGUGAUCAAUGCGCUGGUAGAUAAAAGCCCGCACAUCCCGUACAGAGAAUCAAAACUCACGCGGUUACUGCAAGACUCACUAGGCGGGCGAACAAAAACAUGCAUAAUUGCCACAAUCUCGCCCUCCCGUAGCAAUCUGGAAGAGACCAUAUCCACGCUGGACUACGCAUUCCGGGCCAAGAACAUCCGCAAUAAACCUCAGAUCAACUAUAUGGCGAAAAAGACUCUUCUUCGAGAGUUCACACUAGAAAUCGAGAAGCUCAAAGGGGAACUUAUCGCCACAAGACAUAGGAACGGUGUUUACAUGUCACCCGAUGCCUAUGAGCAGAUGACGAUGGAGAGCGAAUCCCGAAGAAUUGUCAAUGAGGAACAAAGAGCCAAGAUCGAGUCCAUGGAGUCUAGCCUACGGAACAAGGUUCAAGAGCUAUUCACGUUGACCAGCAACUUUAACAACCUCAAGAAGGAUCACGAGGAUACACGUGCGGCGUUGAACGAGACCAGUGAUAUCCUCGAGAAAACGGAAAUUGUUUUGAAGGAUACAAGAGCCACUCUCGAAGAGGAAGAAAUGUUACGCAAAGCCCAUCAGGAUACGGAAGCCCAACUGCGCAAUAUUGGGUCCGAUUUGGUAUCGACGUUGGAAAAGACAGUUGGUGAUGUGGAAGGGUUGCAUGCGAAACUAGAACGGAAAGCAGACCUCGAGGCAACGAAUCGGGAGAAAUGGGAGACUUCUGUAGACGAAGUUGCUGAUGUGACAAGCAUGGUCGAUAGUAGGGUCGAGAAGUUCUUAGACCGACACUCAAAGCUCGCUGAGCACUUCGUCACGAAGAUCAAUACUUUUGUCGAGGGCGAAUUGACCCAAUUCCAGUCAACUGAAGAAGAACUUCGCAAUUUCAACCUCUCUUUCGACAGAGCGCUACGGGAGGCUCAGGCUCAGACUUCCGAUUCUCAUGAUCAGAUGAACAACGUCCUCGAAGAGAUUAAGGUUCUGCGCGAAGAAGUCAAAGGCAAGGUCGGAGAGGGUUUAAAUGGUCUGUCAGCGGCGGCAGCCCGUAUCUCGAAGGAGGUCAUCGGCGAGUUCUCAGAGUUUCAUGCCCAGCUCCACGCAUCUUACAGCACUCUCGGGAAAGAUUUGAAAUCCAUGUUUGAGGACAUGGUAGCCCACGUCAAUAGCCAAAAAGCUGAGAUCAAUCAGCUUCGCCUACAACUGCAGGACGCUAAUCAGCAGGCGGUGGAGGCGAAUCGCAGGGCUUCAGCGCAUUUAGCCCAAACCAUGGAAGAGGAAAAUGCCCACGCUGAAGCGGAACGGGAUCACCUCAUGUCACAAAUCAGGUCAUUGAUUGAUGAAUCUCGCCAGAGACAAUUCGGUCGUUUGAAGGGCAGAGUUGAGUGUGUGCGGACUGACAUCACAUCUUCGGGUGACUCCUUGGAACAAGCAACGGCGCACUAUGAUCGGCAGGUUGAUGAAUGGGUAUUCAAGUCGGAGCAAUUUGCCAAAGAUGUCAUUGCAUCUCGAGAUGAAUUCAAGACCAAGAUGCAGCAUGAUUGGGAGACAUUCGAUCAACGCAACGCAUCCAUCCAGAAAGUCACCGAGUCAGUGCACGAGGAGACCGUACGGAUCGUGGACGCCCAGAUGAAGGAUAUGAGUAGACAGAUGGGCGCAUUGGAUGAUUUUGUCGCCAAGGCACGAGCACAGAAUGGCCAGUACUGCGACGCCCACAUGACUAGCUUACAGAGCAUGGCGUCCAAUGCCCAACAAUCCUACGCAGCAUUUGAAGAACACCUAGCCGGUUCUCGUGACCGAACGACCUGUUUGCAGGAAGACGCGAAUCAACAAAUGGAGAGCCUUCGGGAAUUGACGCUGCCUCUGUCCGACGAAGUUCAGAAACCCUUGUCGGAGCUUCGCACCAACAUUCGAGAACGCCCUCUUCAAGAGUAUAUUCCAACCGGCAUCACUCCUCAAAAGAGGCGUUAUGAGUAUCCAACCACCCUGCCUCGAACCGAGGCGCAUGAUGACUUGGUCAAAAGGAUGAGAACCUCCAAGGAACUUGAGGCCCUGCCGUUUAGCAACGCUGAGCCGAGCGCUUCUGUUUCUUCUCUGGACAGUUCUACCGGAACUCCAUUAAAAGGCUUCGUCUACCACGAUGUUCAGGACGAGGUAGGAGCCCAGCAACCUCCGUCCACUACCGCGACUCCUUCCAACACUGGUCUUAGGGAAGUCGACGCAAACAUCGUCGCAAAACAACUAGCGUGUGGCACUGAUGAUGAUUCAACCGCCACUCAAUCCAAGUCUUCCAUAUCAGCAACCGGCCGGGUGUCCUUGUCUGCCGACAAAUCAGCAGAGAUUGAGGAAGCUGACGCCCCGCCCGCCAAAAGACACUGCUCCAGCUCUGGUGUGACUGAUAACAAGCUUCCUCAGAAGAUGCUGACAAAGAAAAUGGCCGGCAUGAUGGAAGGUAGAGAAAAUGUUCCUCUGCCCGGAUCGCGCGGACGAAGGCUCAGAAACCAACAACCCUCCGACUAA
Molecule: messenger RNA, 3570 nt
Organism: Aspergillus lentulus
Lineage: Eukaryota; Fungi; Ascomycota; Eurotiomycetes; Eurotiales; Aspergillaceae
Product: putative kinesin family protein (BimC)
Biological process (GO): spindle elongation; mitotic spindle assembly; microtubule-based movement
Cellular component (GO): nucleus; mitotic spindle; spindle microtubule
Molecular function (GO): plus-end-directed microtubule motor activity; ATP binding; microtubule binding
Source: RefSeq, a predicted model, not a curated record